Molecule: messenger RNA, 2615 nt
Organism: Coregonus sp. 'balchen'
Lineage: Eukaryota; Metazoa; Chordata; Actinopteri; Salmoniformes; Salmonidae
Source: the annotation of a GenBank genome assembly
AUGCCCUCUCGCUGUAGGACCGCACUGCAUAUCGUGACUACCACCCUCUUCGCUGCGGUGGUCCUGUUUGGGAUCCUGCUGGCCUAUGUGACUGGCUAUCAGUUCAUCCACACAGAGCAGCACCACCUGUCCUUCGGCCUGUACGGAGCCAUCCUGUCCCUGCAUCUUUUCCUCCAGAGCCUGUUUGCCUUCCUGGAGCACAGACACAUGCGCAGCCCCGCCCGGCCCCAGCACCUGCGGCGCUCCGUGGCCCUGUGCAUCGCAGCCUACCAGGAGGACCCAGACUACCUGAGGAAGUGCCUCUGCAGCGUGCGCCGCAUCUCCUUCCCCAGCCUGAAGGUGGUGCUGGUGGUGGACGGGAACAGGCCGGAGGACCGCUACAUGAUGGACAUCUUCCAGGAGGUGAUGGGUGGAGCGGACCAGGCCGGCAGCGUGGUGUGGAGAGGGAACUACCACAGUGACGGGGGCGGAGGUGGAGGGGUGGGUAGAGGGGGGGCUGGAGCAGCGUCCCUGCAUGCACAGGAGGCUGCACGUGUGGCCAUGCUAGUGAGGGGCUGCCGCUACUCCUGUAUUAUGCAGGAGUGGGGAGGGAAGAGAGAGGUGAUGUACACAGCCUUCAAAGCCCUGGGAGACUCUGUGGACUAUAUGCAGGUAAGUCUCUGUGUUUAAAUGUUGCAUCUCUCAAUGGGUCCUCUGUCCUGCUUGAUAGAAAUAGGUAAUCUGAUCUCCUUGUGACUGAGUCUCCACAGACUUUGGCAGAAGGCCUUGUAUCGAUGCUCUUCCAUUACGGAGCAAUAUCUCAAAGCUGCGAACACACACACACACACACACACACACACACACACACACACACACACACAUACACACACAGAGGUAAUCCCAUUACUCAAUGGACAGUCACAAACAGCAUUUUUUCCCCCUCCCAAGUGGGUACCCUUUAAUACCCUCUCAAGUGUUACAUAUUAUAGCAACUGAUUGAAAUGUCUGCAUUGCUCUUGGGCUUGCAUACUGUAUACAUAGAGCCAUAAUACAGUAUAUUACUGCAUUGCCAGGGUCAAAGUUCAGUUGUUCAGCUGGAUCUCUCCUGUAUGCUUCUUGAACACCUGUGUGCUGUCAGAAGCCUCUCAUUUCUUCCAGCUAGCUUGAGUGGCACCUGAUAAAACACAGGGGACCUGAAACACCUGCUGUGGCCCUAGACCUUCAGUCUUGGGUCUUUCUCACUCAUUUAUAGACAAUUAAUCACUCAUUUAUUAAUAUAGACCACAUCAGUGUGUAUUGCAUACAUAUCAUCCCUACAGCCGUCAUAAAAUGAAUAGUAAGAUCAAUAGCCGAAUGUGUGAUGGGAUGAGCAAAUUAGAUUCAUCCACUGUCAAAGCCAAUCACAUUACCACCAACUUGGCUCCAUGUCAGUUAUAUUAUAAGGAUGGAAAUAAUGCACAUGUGUAUGUGUGGCUUUGCAGGUGUGUGACUCAGACACAGUUCUGGAUCCAGCGUGCACCAUAGAGAUGCUGAAGAUUCUAGAAGAGGAUGCAAAGGUGGGCGGAGUAGGUGGAGAUGUUCAGGUGAGAGAUUUCUCUAAGAAGAGCCUUCACAUUGUUGUUAUUGUCAUCCUAUCAAAACGUACUUACUAGUUCCACUGAAUCAUCAGAAACAGUUUCUCCUCACUUGUCUCUGUUUCCCUUCAGAUCCUGAAUAAGUAUGACUCGUGGAUCUCCUUUCUGAGCAGUGUGCGUUACUGGAUGGCCUUCAACGUGGAGCGGGCCUGCCAGUCCUACUUUGGCUGUGUGCAGUGUAUCAGUGGUCCCCUGGGCAUGUACCGCAACUCCCUUCUGCAGCAGUUCCUGGAGCCAUGGUACCACCAGACCUUCCUGGGCAGCAAGUGCAGCUUCGGUGACGACCGCCACCUCACCAACCGCGUGCUCAGCUUCGGUUACAAGACCAAGUUCACGGCCCGCUCCAAGUGCCAGACUGAAACGCCAACGCGCUACCUCCGCUGGCUCAACCAGCAGACCCGCUGGAGCAAGUCCUACUUCAGAGAGUGGCUGUACAACGCCCUCUGGUUCCACAAACACAGCCUUUGGAUGACAUACGAGUCUGUGGUGACGGGCUUCUUCCCCUUCUUCCUGGUUGCCACAGUGAUCCACCUGUUCUACCGCGGGCGCCUGUGGAACAUCCUUCUCUUCCUGUUGACAGUGCAACUGGUUGGCAUUGUGAAGGCCACCUACGCCUGCUUCCUGAGGGGCAGUCUGGUCAUGAUCUUCAUGUCUCUCUACUCCCUCCUCUACAUGUCCAGCCUGCUGCCAGCCAAGAUCUUUGCCCUGCUCACUAUCAACAAGGCUGGCUGGGGCACGUCAGGGCGGAGGAAGAUUGUGGUGAACUUCAUAGGGGCGGUGCCCGUCACGGUGUGGGGGGCUGUGCUGCUGGGUGGGGUUGCCUACACCAUCUACUGUGAGACCCAGGAGCCCUUCAGUGAAACAGAGAAAGCCCUUCUCAUCGCUGGGGUCAUCCUGUACGCCUGCUACUGGCUCAUUCUGCUGGUUCUCUACCUGGCUAUAGUGGCCAAGCGCUGCAACAAGAGGGAGGAGCAGUACCACCUGCCGUACGCAGAGGCAUAA